AUGUCAUCAUCAAUGGUCCAUAUGAAGCUCACAUUCGGCGAUCCACCGACGUUUUACUCUUCGACCUCCGCGAACAACCCUAACGUUGUCACGAAAACUCCCUCUCCGGCUAAUCGGGAACUCUUCUUCCGCCCAAUCGUUGGAGACUGUACACGCUCGGCUUCCUCUUCCGGCAUAGAUUCUAUCGAUGUUGUUGUUGUGCAAUCAGCCUUUGACGCUCUUUGCCUCGGUCGAUUUUCGCAGUUCGUUAUUACUCAACCUCUCCGUGAUGAGAAGUUUGUCUCCGCUAUAGAAAACCAGGUUCAUCGAGUACAAUCUGCAUUAUGUGAAAACGGGGAGCAACCUCUGUGUUGGGUGGAUCUUAACAAAGAAGAGCGUGAUGAUCUUGCCAUGUUUCUGUCUGGAUCCUCUCAGACUUUUGAGAGUUUCAGCAGUGAAAGCAUCAACUUGAGUAGAUGUCACGGUGAGAGUCAUGACUAUGUGAUAGACAUUGACGAGAGAGGUAGCCCUGAAAGUGCUGGUAAUAAAAACGGUACAAGAAGAACAUGGAGCUCACCUAAUGUUCCUGAUGUUAGCGCGUUGAGAAUUGAUGCUCAAGUUGAUGCCAAAGAAGAACAAGCCUGCUUUUUUUUUAUUUCUCUCAUAUCCUCAGGGAACAUAAUAUAG
This is a messenger RNA of Eruca vesicaria subsp. sativa (arugula), 666 nucleotides long. NCBI's taxonomy places the organism in Eukaryota, Viridiplantae, Streptophyta, Magnoliopsida, Brassicales, Brassicaceae. The record is from the annotation of a GenBank genome assembly.